AUGGAUAAAGAGCCAGAGGCCUGGGAGGAGAGAGCAGCGAUUAAACGAGCCGUGAAUCUAGCAAAGAUCGCAGAGGAAUGGCGUCUCACUGAAGAGCAGAUCAUGGAUGCAAAGGACCAGAGGCAGCUUGCCGGUGCUUAUUUUCAGAGGUUUCUUACCGAAGAAGAGAGGAAGAUUACCAGUGAAGAGAGCACCGAGAUUGUGAGAAAAGUCAAGAGCAAGGAGUACUCGGCCCUUCAAGUCACUAAAGCGUACUGCAAAGCUGCGGCGGUUGCACACCAGAUAACCUCAUGUCUCCAUGAAUUGUUCUUUGACCAAGCACUUGAGAGAGCAAAGUACCUGGAUGAUUAUGUAGAAAAGCACGGGAAGACUAUGGGACCACUACAUGGUCUGCCCGUCAGUCUCAAGGACCAAUUCCAUGUAAAAGGAAAUGAUACCACUAUGGGUUAUGUUGGCUGGAUUGAUUCGUUCGAGGGGGACAAGCGCUCUGAUAAAGUGCAUAAUUUCGAUAGCCCCAUUGUAACCGACCUUCUCUCGCUUGGAGCUGUUCUAUAUUGCAAGACAAGUGUUCCGCAAUCGCUGCUAAUCGGAGAAACUGAGAACCAUAUCAUCGGCCGUGUUCUAAACCCAUGGAACAACAAGCUAUCAUGCGGUGGUUCAUCGGGAGGAGAGGGAGUGAUGCUUGCACUUGGAGCUAGCUCUGCUGGGCUUGGAACUGACGUUGGCGGAUCUGUUCGAGUGCCUGCUGGGUUUUGCGGUGUCUAUGGGCUGAAGCCCACUCAUGACCGUCUGCCAUACAGAGAUGUGGCUAACACUAACCCCGGGCAAACCACAUACUCCUCCUCCAUCGGGAUUCUAUCAACUUCCCCUGAUUCCAUCCAGUUGAUGAUGAAAUCCAUGCUCUCCACCCAACCCUGGCUCAGGGACCCAGCCGUUUUCAGUGUCCCUUGGAGGGACGACAUCGCAAAAGAAACUCUUGCUAGGGCUGCUCCAAAUGGUUCUGCAAAGAGUGACAAAAAAGCACUCAAGUUUGGUAUCCUCUAUACGGACGAUAUAGUAACUCCCCACCCGCCCGUCGCAAGAGGCCUUCAUGUCAUCGAAGAUGCAAUCAAAAAAGCCGGACAUAAGGUCAUCCCUUGGAAUCCACCAGCCCAUAGCACUGCAAUUAAGAUCCAUCUGGCGUUCAUGUCAGCAGAUGGCGGCAACGACGUCAAGAAGCAGCUCAGCUUGUCUGGCGAACCGCCUAUCCCACAGAUCAAACCCAUUAUCGAGGGCAAAGAGCCAUUGCCGCUUUUGGAAUACCAGGAUCUGAAUCUCCAGGGAAUUGAGUUCACUGAAGCGUACGCUGAUUAUUGGAACUCGACUGCACAGGAUGACGGGCAAGUUGUUGAUGCUAUCAUUGUUCCAUUGGCACCAUGGGCGGCCGUUAUUCCAACCAAAUAUUACCAUACAGCGUACACUGAGGUCUUCAACCUCCUGGACUACAGCGUUUCCGUAGUGCCUGUCACUAAGGCGGAUAAAAAUAUUGAUAAGGCAGACCCCAACUAUAAACCUAUUAGUGAACUCGACAAAACGAACUGGGAUCUAUAUGACCCUGAACUGUUCGAUAAGACCCCUGUCGGUAUGCAACUUAUUGGCCGAAAGCAUGAAGAAGAGAAAAUUUGGGCUAUUGCGAAGGUCGUUGAUAGCAUCUUAAAGCAAGCAAAGAGCAGUUGA
Molecule: messenger RNA, 1716 nt
Organism: Nannizzia gypsea CBS 118893
Lineage: Eukaryota; Fungi; Ascomycota; Eurotiomycetes; Onygenales; Arthrodermataceae
Product: acetamidase
Exons: 11
Coding region: 1-1716 (571 amino acids)
Source: RefSeq, a predicted model, not a curated record